UAAUAAUAGUUCUCGUGAUUUCUCUGGGACUGAUCGAAUUCGCUACUAUUUUCUCUCUCCUCUCUCUCUCUCCCCUUCUUCGAUCAGCUUCCUUCUUCUUUCCUCACAUGGUAAUGGAAUACUCCUACUUCCACUGCCCUUUCUUGAGAUUUGCGGUGACCUUUUUCAUUGCUACUCUUCUCGUUGGAAAUGCUAGUGCCCAUUCUUCUUCUUCUUCUUCGGGAACUUGCAAUUUUCCAGCCAUUUUCAAUUUUGGUGACUCUAAUUCUGAUACAGGAGGCUUUUCUGCUGUUUUCGGACAAGCUUGGCCACCAGCAGGGGAAACCUAUUUUGGUGCUCCUGCAGGAAGAUAUUCGGAUGGACGCCUCAUCGUCGAUUUCAUAGCGGAGAAACUAGGAUUGCCUCAUCUCAGCGCAUAUCUAGAUUCUAUUGGGACAAAUUUCACUCAUGGAGCUAACUUCGCGACUGCUGCAUCAAGGAUUAGGAAACUAAAUCACUCCGUUCCUCAGGGUGGACUCAGUCCAAUUUCUUUAGAUAUUCAAAAGAAUGAAUAUGCACAAUUCACUGUAAGAACUCAAACUAUUCGAAAUCGAGGUGCAGUUUUCCAAAAUUUAAUGCCAAGAAGUGAAUAUUUUUCACGUGCUCUAUAUACUUUUGAUAUUGGCCAAAAUGAUAUCACUAGUAGUUACAACAUCAGUAUGACAAAGGCGGAAGUUAGAGAUAUAACAUCUGACGUACUCGAUGAGUUCUCCCAAAGUGUUAAGGAUAUCUACGGUCUAGGAGGGAGAUAUUUCUGGAUCCACAAUACUGGCCCAGUUGGAUGCUUAGCGUACAUGCUAGAUUCCCUACUAAUCACUGCGGGGGAAAUUGAUAAAGCCGGUUGCGUCAAAACUAUCAAUGAUAUAGCUCAGUAUUUCAACCGAAGGCUAAAUGAAACUAUUGUUAAACUCAGAAAAGAACUCCCAUCAAGUGCAAUCACGUACGUGGAUGUCUACAAAGUUAAAUAUUCACUCAUCAGCAAAGCUAAACAAUAUGGAUUUAAGCAGCCUCUUAGAGCUUGUUGCGGGCAUGGAGGCAAGUAUAACUUCAACUCAAAAUAUGGAUGUGGAGCAAAGAUGAAAGUGAAUGGAACAGAGAUAGUGGUUGGUUCAUGCAAAAAUCCGAAAGUUAAGAUUUGUUGGGAUGGUGUCCACUAUACCGAAGCAGCAAACAAAUUUGUGUUUGAUCAAAUUGUUGAUGGUUCUUUCUCAGACCCGCCAAUCUCAUUGACUAUGGCCUGCCGCAGACCAACCUCAUACUGACUCUGACUCCUCAGAGUUGCUCAAGAAAGUGCUCCGUCCAUUCUUGUUUCAGUCUAUUCAUCUUUUGCUCUUUUGGUCUCUCUUUAAAUAAUAAUUAAUCAUUUUUGGAACUCUAAAACCUUGGUUCAGUAACUUUUGGGGGUUUUGGGUUAGUGUCACUAAUGUGACAUUGUGACCAUGCUGAACCAAAAUCAUUAUCGGUGCUUAUUAUUUGAUAGAUAAAACUGUUAUUUGUGAACCAUGAAGGAUUAAGCUAUGCUAUCCAUCAAAACUCAAACACCUUGUAUAAUUUUUUUUGAAUUAAUAAUGUUGCAAAAGCUACAAAACA
Molecule: messenger RNA, 1629 nt
Organism: Papaver somniferum (opium poppy)
Lineage: Eukaryota; Viridiplantae; Streptophyta; Magnoliopsida; Ranunculales; Papaveraceae
Product: GDSL esterase/lipase At3g26430-like
Exons: 5
Coding region: 108-1301 (397 amino acids)
Molecular function (GO): hydrolase activity, acting on ester bonds
Source: RefSeq, a predicted model, not a curated record